This is a messenger RNA of Verruconis gallopava, 417 nucleotides long. RefSeq lists its product as uncharacterized. Lineage: Eukaryota; Fungi; Ascomycota; Dothideomycetes; Venturiales; Sympoventuriaceae. The transcript has a single exon. The record is from RefSeq and is a predicted model, not a curated record. The coding region runs from base 1 to 417 and encodes 138 amino acids.
AUGGCAAGUGCGAAUCUGGAGUAUAACAAGCUGUACAUCGUCUCCCAAAAGGAAUACAUCAAGCUCAUCGGGCUCACGUCAGGCCUCAUUAUUGAAUACCACAAGAAGCUUGACAACUACUGCAAACGCCGGGAAGAAAAGAUGAUGCUGCUCGUCAAGAUCGAGUCGGCGCGGAGCCGAUACCUGCCCACAAACGCCAGCCCUCGAAUGCGCCGACGGUGGCGAUGGCGAAGGCUCCGGCUCAAGAUCGAGCACUUUUUCCGCUUCGGAGAUUUCAAGAAGGUGGUUUCAUGGCUUGAGAGGAUCGCUGCUCUGGUGAUGCUCAUGUACGGCUGGGGAUGGGUGUGCAAGCUGGCGUGGCACGGCCUGUGGGUAGGUCCGCAGAAACUAUGGGCAGAAGCGAGGGAAUUAGUCUAG